AAGCGCGCGACCGACGACAACUACAUUUCGGUAAACUGCUCUCCUUAAUUUCUUUAAAAAAAAAAGACUUUUGUGGACAAUGGGAUCCAAAUUACAUGACCAAACGGUCAAGUAACCGUGCACGUGUAUGUUAUGCUUUGAGUUGUUCAGAAGGUAUUUCAUUUUCGCUACCAGUGUUUGCAAAGAAUAAAUAUAUACUUUAAUUGUGCCUUGACGUCUUAUAAUGCUCUCAAAUACCGAAAAAGAGCUUAUUGUACAGAUAUGGGACAAAAUGAUUCCAGUGGCAGAAGAUAUUGGAUCUGAAGCUCUUUUAAGGAUGUUCACAACGUUCCCCAAAACUAAGACAUACUUCUCUCAUCUAGACAUCAGCCCCCGUUCAGAGCAUUUACGCUGCCACGGGAAGAAAAUUGUCCAGGCUUUAGCCGAGGGCGCGAGGAACAUAAGCACACUCACCACUACAUUGGCACAUCUCAGCAGGUUCCAUGCCUACCAAUUGCGAAUACAUCCUACCAACUUUAAGCUUUUCAAUCACUGCAUGCUUGUGACGCUAGCGUGCUAUAUGGGGGAUAACUUCACCCCAGUUGCACACGCGGCGGUGGACAAGUUUCUUUCUGCCUUCUCUGCUGUUUUAGCUGAAAAAUUCCGAUGAAGACCCGACUGAGAAAGAUGAAAUGGUUCAGCAAACUUUAUAUAUAUCAUAAUAAAUGUGUUGCAAAUUUGUGUCUUUCAUAUUUAUAUAUAAUAAUGCCAUUUGGUAUUCAUUAAGAAAGAACUGACAUUUUGGCGAUAUGCCAGGAUACCUCCCUUAUUGAACUCUUCUCGGAUAGCGCCCUCUGUGAAAUUCUUACAAUGCGUUCAGUGUAUGUUCUUGGUUUGAUGAUGUCUAUGACGCAACGCACGAAUGCAUGCUGUGUUUUUAGAAUCUUGGCCAUUUGAUGAAAUUCCAUCCUCAUUACUAGAAUUCCCGUCAUUAAAAAUAAAUAAAUAAACAAACAAACAUUUCAUUGUCAGUGAUUUGUGAAACGCUCAAACAGGCAUCUCGGCUACAUCCCUGUAUGAUCCGCAGGACGUGUGCAGUAAAUAUAGCAGAAAAGAUGAAUUAUUUCUGCAUUAGAUAAGUUAAAGUGUGACCUUAAGAAAUUAAGUAAAUUCUACAUUUGUAGAUUACUUAAUUCAAACCUGUAAAAAAUGAGCAUAUCAGUAAAUAUAAUUUAUUAUUGCUUAUUUUCACAUGGCGUCAUCAUAUAUGAAUCCAAAAGGAUUGUCAUAAUUAUUGCUAAUUUGAGUAUACAUAUCGCAGGUAAAUUAAAUAAGUAAUUUUUACCUAACUUUUAAAAGCUUGUGUUC
Molecule: messenger RNA, 1347 nt
Organism: Xyrauchen texanus (razorback sucker)
Lineage: Eukaryota; Metazoa; Chordata; Actinopteri; Cypriniformes; Catostomidae
Gene: hbae4
Product: Hemoglobin subunit alpha-D-like
Exons: 3
Coding region: 224-649 (141 amino acids)
Biological process (GO): hydrogen peroxide catabolic process; oxygen transport
Cellular component (GO): blood microparticle; haptoglobin-hemoglobin complex; hemoglobin complex
Molecular function (GO): heme binding; oxygen carrier activity; peroxidase activity
Source: RefSeq, a predicted model, not a curated record